GUAAGUUCCUGCUGUGGCUUCAGGGAAACAGAUCGACAUCCAGCCACAGGAGAAUCGCACUUUGCGGGUGCCACUGGUAUUUUGCUAACGGUAUCCAUGCCAGUUAGUACUGGAAGUUGCGUCCUGUCUGACAUGGUGCAUUCUGGUGCUGAAAAUGAAAAAUGUUCUGCCUGUGGAAGCUCCCCUCCCUGGGCGAUGACCUCACCAGUCUCAGUCUACUCUAACUCCAACACCUUGGACACACACAUCCCCAGUGCCUCCAGAGAGUCUCUGAAAAUGGAGUUGUUAGCUGAAGUGUCUCUGCUGCCAGGGGAGGAAAGAAUUAUAGAUAAAGACAUCAUCUACAUCUGUCCAUUCAGUGGAGCAGUGAAAGGCAAAGUGUUGAUCACCAACUACAGACUCUACUUCAAGAGCUCAGAAGCUGACGUGGCUGUGAUGCUGGACGUUCCUCUGGGUGCCAUCAGUCGGGUGGAGAAGAUGGGUGGGGCAUCGAGCAGAGGAGAGAACUCCUACGGCCUGGAUAUCAUGUGCAAGGACAUGAGGAAUUUGAGGUUUGCCUUGAAGCAGGAGGGUCACAGCAGAAGAGAUAUCUUCGAGAUCCUCUUCAGAUAUGCCUUCCCCCUCUCACAUGGUCUGCCACUGUUUGCAUAUGUGACUCAGGAGAAGUACGAGGAGAAUGGCUGGAACAUCUACAAACCCAUAGAAGAGUUCAGACGGCAGGGCUUACCUAAUAACAAGUGGCGUAUUACAUUCAUCAAUAAGAACUAUGAGCUGUGUGACACCUACCCCACUAUGUUGGCUGUACCCUUUAAAAGUAAAGAGGAGGACCUCAGAAGAGUGGCUGCCUUCAGGUCAAGAGGACGCAUACCGGUUCUAUCUUGGAUCCACAGGGAGAACCAGGCAGUGAUCGUCCGCUGCAGUCAGCCUCUGGUGGGUAUGUCUGGGAAAAGAAACAAGGACGACGAGCGCUACCUGGACCUGAUCAGAGAGGCAAACGAUACCGCCAAGCUCACCAUCUACGACGCUCGGCCCAACGUCAACGCUGUGGCCAACAAGGCCACAGGAGGAGGCUACGAGGGUGAUGAGUACCAAAACGCAGAGCUCAUCUUCCUGGACAUUCAGAAUAUCCACGUCAUGAGAGAGUCCCUAAAGAAACUCAAAGACAUCGUCUACCCCAAUGUGGAGGAAUCUCAUUGGCUAUCCAGUCUAGAGUCUACACACUGGCUAGAACAUGUUAAGCUGGUGUUGUCAGGAGCCAUCCAAGUAGCAGACAAGGUUUCCAGUGGGAACUCUGUGGUGGUUCACUGCAGUGACGGCUGGGACCGAACGGCUCAGCUCACCUCUCUGGCCAUGCUGAUGCUGGACAGUCACUACCGCACUCUCAGAGGAUUCCAGGUGCUGAUCGAGAAGGAAUGGAUCAGCUUUGGGCACAAGUUUGCCUCAAGGAUAGGUCACGGUGACAAGAACCAUGCAGAUCAGGACAGAUCACCCAUCUUUGUUCAGUUCAUUGACUGUGUAUGGCAGAUGACUAAACAGUUUCCUACAGCCUUUGAGUUUAAUGAGCGUCUGUUGCUGACAAUCCUGGAUCAUCUCUACAGCUGUCGCUUUGGGACUUUCCUGUACAACUGUGAGAGUGCUCGAGACCAGCAUGAGGUGAGGUCAAAGACAGUGUCUCUGUGGUCUCUGGUCAACAGUAAGAUGGAAAUUUAUUUAAACCCCUUCUACACCCCGGAGUCUGGCAGGGUCCUCUACCCUGUCGCCAGCAUGCGCCACCUAGAGCUGUGGGUAACAUACUACAUUCGCUGGAACCCACGCAUACGGCAACAGCAGAGUCCGGUGGAGCAGCGCUACAAGGAGCUGUUGGCCCUCAGAGACGAGUACUUGAAGAAACUGGAGGAGCUGCAGCUAUCUGACUCCUCCCCUUCCUCCCGUCUGGCUAACAAUCCCACUCCCAACACCUCCUCCCCCACCACCUCCACACCAUCACAGCAAUACACACACCUACAAACUCCCCUCUGAGGGCUGGUGACCCCCCCUCCCCCCUCAGAUAUAUUUGUUGACUUGCACUUAUGUCUUCUUCACCGAUUUCAGUCUCACACACGCAGGGAAUUAAUGAGUAUUGUCCAGUCCUAACUGUGGAUAACAAAGAAUCCUAUUAAGAUUUACAUUUGAUGGUUAAUUCUAACACCAUAGUGAUAAUGAUGGUGAUUUAUGCAAUAUGUCACAGUACAGCCUUGUUACAAGACUUUUCUACACACACGCAUCAUACAGUAAAGCCUUAAAGACAUUCAGUGGCUUUCAGUCCAAGGGCUUGAACACACAGGACACGCAGUGGGUGUGUGUAGGCACACAUGUAGGUGUACGUUAUGCUCUGACUUGACAAAAACGUAACAGGAAAACGCGCUGUUGAUGGUUAUGUAUUAAUCAGAUCACAAUAGAACCACAUACAUUACCUAUAGAUUCAGUGAUAGAACAAGAUACCAUACUGCUUGAGCCAGAAGGAUUAGAUUUAUAUUGGGAAUAGUGGCUUGACAAAAUAAUCUUAAAUCAAGGUCCACUUACUCGCAUUUUGUAGUUGAAAGCUGCUGAUAAGCAAAGUAUGUGAACCUGGAGUUAGAAUUAUUUUGCCAAGUGUACUGUGUUGACCAUUAAAGGAACUGACAGCAGAUUCAUCUCCAUGCUUCCGCUAUAAAGACAUUUCCAGAGCAUAGCUUAGCCUGUGCUAGCUUAAAAGUCAUCACAAAUAAAUGUUAAGAUUGAUGAUGAUUUAUUAUCCAUUAUUAUUACUGAACUGCACUUGUCACACUAUGAAAAUGACUCUUGCAUUUUCACACAUCAAGUCAGCUGAAGGUAUAGGAGCUGUUGUUAGAUUGUUUUGUUUUUUUCACUUUUGUCUGUGCUAAGCUAGCAGUUUCCCCUGCUUCCAGACUUUUUGCUAAGCUACACUAACCACAACAUGAACCUACCCACUGAUCUUGGUGUUCUCAUUAACUCGGAUAAGUCAAGACACUGGCGGAAUAGUAACAAUACUUUUCCUUUGAAACACAACACAUUUCACAGUUAGAUGUCAGAACACUGCUAGGUGAGACAGGGUCUGUCUCUGCCUCUCUCCUGCUACACAACCAUUAGUGUCCUGUGUGUAAUCAAGAUGUGGUACAAUUCUCACUUUUCAUGCUUCUUACUACGUGCUGCACUGCUGCUGAGUGUUGCCCUGUCUGUUGAGGAACUGAUUAGAACUGCUGCAGAGUUCAUGCAGCGGAGUUGGAGGCUGGGAUUGUCUACAGUGGAUGUCAGUGUACAUCUCCCGCUAAGUGCAUAUCAAGUGUGACAGAUUUGGACGGAUUGAUGUGGAAUUUGUUGCUUACGACAUGAGGAUAAAAGCUAGAGCUGUCUCUGUCAUGUAUGUUUUGCCAUUGUUAAUAGCUAAGCUCACCUAAGCAGUAUUUUCCAGCACUUCACAGAGCAAAUACAGUUCUAGCCCACAAGCAAGAGUUUGGUUAUUAGAAUUGAUUAGAAAUGAACUUUUAUGAAUGCAGCUUUGAUGAGGUUUGAAAUAUAUUUCAGGUGCUCAAGAUAGUGUAGGGAAAUGAAGUGGUAUUGGCCUCUGAUCCUGGAUCACCUCUUGUACUUUUAUGUUCUCACUAAACACAGACCCUAGAUGGAGAAUCCAGCCCAUUUCCAUGAUGGCCUUACCAUGCCAAGAUGUUUGUAACCAGCAUACAGUGAGCAGAAAUAAACCAGUUAGCGCUCACUUCCCCAUAAAUAAAUUUUUUGUAUAUCUGCUUUUAGAUACUGUCUCCCUCCCUGAUCUCAAAGCACAUGUACCUUUUGGACAGGUGUUGGCUUUAUGUUCAAAUGUUUUUUUCCCACAUUUCAAUUUGAUAACAUAUAGGCCAGUUUUAUAUCAGAAAGGAAAAUUCUAGGCAAGAAUUAAGUGUUUUUUAAUUUUCUAUUUACAUUUGCCAGUGUCCAGAGACGUCGGUACUGAAGCUGGUGCAAAACAUGUAACUAAUAGGAAUGGUGGGGAAAGCUUUAACAAAAAAACAAGAUAAAGCUGUAAAAUUAAGGGAAAUUUUAUAUGAAAACUAACUGUUGACAAAUAAAAUGUAUUUUUCACAUAGGAAAUUCUAUGGAAGAUCAUUUCUGCCAGAAAAAGAAUGAAAAUGAAAUGCUAGGAAUGACAAAAAUAGAAAUAUUCAUGAUAUGUCAAAAUGGCAUCAUGGCUUCAAAUGAUCACAAUCAGAAAAUCAGGUUUGUUGAUGUACAAGGAAUUAUCCUUGGUAUUUUGGUUCAUAACAAUAAACACAACGAGAUAAUAAAAAGUGAAGUGUACAAUUAAAAAAAUAUGAAAGUAGUAUUAAAUGUAUGUACAAUAUGUCUGCUAGUUUUUAGAGCUAUACAGUUUGUGCCAGUGGCCAGGGAGAAAGGGGUCAGCCACAAUCUUUCCUGCUCGCCUCAGGGUUCUGGAGGGGUGGCAGAUUGCAGCCAGUCACCUUCUCAGCAGAGCAGAUAUGCUUCAGCCUGCCCUUGUCCCUGGCACUGGCAGCAGUGUACCAGAUGGUGAUGGAGGAGGUGAGGAUGGACACAAUGAUGGCGUCAGUCAAAGUUGAGAUUUCCUUUUAUAUGUUAGUCGUUUUUUACAUUCACAAUUUAGACUUGACUUAUGUCAUUAUUCAUUUGGACUGAUUAUUUUUAUCAUUUUGCUUGUUCUAAUGGGCUUCCAUAAAAUUCCCUGAUAAGAACACCUGUCCAAGAAGCACAUGCUUUUAUAGUUGUCUCUGGGUUUUGGUGCCGUUGUGGGGCUGGUGUCCACAGAACGGUGUGCAGAGUCAAACUCAGGACAUCACAUGGACAACAGUGUGUGCGCAGAUAAAAGAGGACUGUUGGAAACGGAAUCCGAUUUCUCUAUCAUGACAAUGGAAUUAAAGGACUUAUAUAAUAGCGUGAUAUUAGGAUUUUGCUGCUAACUCAAAAGACUCCCAUUUUGGUUAGUUUGAAAACAGCUGAUACAAACUUGGACAGAAAAAUAAUGAAUGCUGCUAAAAACAUCCAUUUUAAAUGUAUGCACUGUAUCAUUCACUCUGUCGGGAUAGAGACAGGACUGUUACAAUCGCUCUUGAGUUGAAGUUCUCUGCCAUCAUAAUUGCUCAGUUUAAGGAGUAAUGUCUGGUAGUCCUCAGUCUCUUAUUCCAACCUGGGCAGCUUAGCUUGAUUUACUGGAGUACUGUAAGUUUGGGAUUGAAGUGUGGGGCUCUUUGUGUUGCCAGCACAUCAUAAUCAAUCAAGAGAAAUUUAGUAAUAUGCCUAUGCUGACUUGUGUGUUAUUUUGGCAAGGGGGUACAUCACUGAAAACAAAACUAAACCAAUGGAUAACUAUUAAAAGGAACUGGUGGUAGUUUAGCUUUGAGGCCCAAUUUAUUGCGCAUUUCAUAUAGAGCAGGUCUAGACCUCUGUGAAACUCAAAUAAGUAUUAUGUUACAAGACCCCAGAAGUUAAGAAAAUAUGUAACUAGGCAGACCAUUUUAAGGAUGUGCUUCCUAAUAGAGUGGGGAAGUGUGAGGACCUGCUGGUUCCACUGUAAAUACACAGUUGUAAUGACCUAACCUUCAUAAUUGAAUAUUGUGUUCCAGUAGCCCAGCAGUCUUUCUUAAUGGAGACCAUACUGACAGAAGAGUUCCUUUACUUUGGUGAAUUCAUAGAUACAGGAACAUUUUUUUUACAGUCUGGUCAAGGCACAUCAGCCGACCCUUCUCCUGACUAUCGAAACACUCCUGGGACUUGUAGUCUUUUUAUGUCUAAUGUUCACAGGACACAGAUUGGGACACUACUUCUUGGAACCCUUGAAACCCAAAAUAGCUUCUCCCACUAAGCUUUCUGUGGUGAAAGACAUUUGAGUCAAAAAGGCUCAGAAACAGCAGCUCCAACUCCAGUUUUCCCCCAGUGUGUUCAAUGUAUUGGCUUUCCAGAAGGUGGAGUAACAAUGCAUUCAGAUCAUCCAGUGUAUGUACAGUGUGAGCGUUGUGAAGAGGUGCAAUAAGUCAUUUUGCGAAGUGUAUCAGGUCAUGUCCAGAUUUGUGCCUUGAUUCUUGUGAGAACCACUUUCACCUCUUCAGACAUACUCUAAGUGUCCUGGGUCAUGUUUGAGAAUGCCUUGUAUCCUCGGAUUUGGAAAGAUUCCAUGCUGCUCCCUAACCCUACACUGUGUGAAUCAGUAAUAGACCACACAGUAGCAAGAAAAACUUUACGGGCCCUUGUUUUUGGGGAAACCCCACAGCCAGAUAAGAUGGAUUUGAGUUGUCAGUACGUUUAGUACAGAGAUGGCGUAUGCAGUCUAGCUUAGUCCAAAACUGUUUUGUUUAUAAGCAUCUUGUCAGCUAGCAAGCCAGUCACCAGUCCAUCUAAGAGUUGCCAGACUUUUGUCAAACUCCAACUUGCUUUCUUCUUGCUUAACGUGACAUGUAUUUUUAGAAGAAACCAACAAUCUGACAUUCACAUAUUGACAAAAAAGGUAAAAAAGGAGCAAGGGUCUGAACUUCACUUUAGUUCUCUUUUUUUCAUUCUUUACACAAUAAUGUGUGUCACAUCUUCACUCAUGUGAAUAAACAUGAAUGUUUUCCAGGAGAAAAGUCAGUGCUGUCCCCAUAUUUAAACAAUUUCACAUCUCUGACAGUCAGGUUUUUCGCUCCACCUUCCAAUGUCGACUUUCAGAACAACUAUAAACUCUUCUCGAUUAACUAGUUUUGAGUGUAACCCGACCUUUAAUAUAAUUCCAAGGAUUGGAGAGCAGAUGCUGCUAAAUCGUUUAAUGAACUUACAAGAAAGAAUAGGACUUGGUCUACCUGCAAAGAUGUCAGUCUCAAACAUGACUCUGUUCCAUGUCUGGAUGGGUCAGAGUGGGCAGAUUAGAGUGCAGCCUGAUUCCUAUGUUCACGGAGAAGAGAAUUAACACAGGUUCUACCAAAUUGAUACUCUUGACAGGUAUUUGACAUCCUUGAUGAAAGGUUUGAUCUCAUUGAGGAGGUUUGUGGAUCAAACAAGCAGAGAGGUGACCGCAUCAGUAAAGUGCACGUCGGUCAGGUGGUUAUGUUUUUAGGGAAAAACAGAUGAAAAUCUAUUUUUUUUACUUUGUACAAGCACCAUGAUGUAAUUACCUCAGUCAAAACCUAUUUUACUGCCUAAAGUUCUAUUGUUGUAAAAUACAAAUAUUUUAUGUAGUGUAAAAUCUUACCGUUUUAUAAAAAGGAAAGUAAUAUUGGUUCAGAAAUUGUUGGUAUAAAUUGUGGAUUUCUGCUCCAUUGGUAAAAAUUGUAUUUUUGAGGGCAUUUUCUUUGGUUUGUAUUUGUUUACCCAGGAUGAAAAGACAGAAGCUUCUAGAUACUGUUCACUUGUCACAAACCUUGACAUCUUCCUCUAAGUUCUCUGAUGGAUCUUCAGUUUUUAGAUGUUGGCUCUGUGAUGAUGCAUCUGAGAAGUACUCUGUCAUUGUUCAUUUCAGUUUGAGUCUUUGAUGUAGGGGAAUAUGGUUUGAGGGGUUUUAUGUCCUAAUAUAGCCUGCUUUUAAUGAAUACACAUGAAAUGUGUUUCAGGAUCUUUUUGACAUUAACAAGGGAAAGUAAAAAUAAUAUACACUUCAAAUAUAUUUCUUUUAAUCAUGAUAUAUCCUCUCCACCGUUUGUUGGAUGGCUCCUGUUAUGUAAAUAUUACUGAUUAAAUUAAUUUAAAGAUUUCUGACUCUG
Messenger RNA from Micropterus salmoides (largemouth bass), 7736 nucleotides. RefSeq names its product myotubularin 1 (gene mtm1). Gene Ontology annotation, biological process: mitochondrion distribution; dephosphorylation; muscle cell cellular homeostasis. The record is from RefSeq and is a predicted model, not a curated record. The transcript is spliced from 17 exons. The coding region runs from base 97 to 2019 and encodes 640 amino acids. Gene Ontology annotation, cellular component: plasma membrane. Gene Ontology annotation, molecular function: phosphatidylinositol-3,5-bisphosphate 3-phosphatase activity. NCBI's taxonomy places the organism in Eukaryota, Metazoa, Chordata, Actinopteri, Centrarchiformes, Centrarchidae.